AUGGAAAACUCCACGGCAGCAAAUGCCCCCGAGGCAGCCCUACCCCCGCCGAGCCCCAACUUUGAUCCGGUCGCCGUCUUUUGGCUCGUCUGGGGAGGAUUCUGGACGGUGCUAGUCCUCGGCGGCAUGAUCUUCCUGUUCAAGAACCGCCGCAUGCCGGUGCUCAAGAUCCGCGGCCUGGGUCUCUCGUUCGGCGCCGUCACUCUGCUCCACCUGUACUGGCUCAGCUGCCAGCUGGGCCUCUCCAUCGGCGCAUACGUGCCCGACCACGCCGAGUUCUGGGUCAUGGGACUCUACCUGCCGUUUGGCAUCGCCCUCUUCCAUGCCUCAAACAGCCGCUUCCUCCACGUCGCCGAGGCGCAAAAGAGGUACGCCGAAAAGGCCACCGUCUACUCGGGUCCAAAGAAGCAGACGUGUAGCUGCAGGGACAAGACGUUGAUGGGGAGGUUUCGGAAGCUGGAGUACUCCACCAGGAUCGUUGUUGUUGUGACCUUGGGGAUGCUGCUGCAGUUGACCUUGACCGUCGUCAUGUACCUCGUCUCCCGCAAAUACCAUCCUUCGUUUGGUAUUCCAGGCACCGAAGUAACAGGCACUCCUAUGCAGCAGAGGAUGGCCAGGGGCAAGGGAUGGGAGUGGUGGCCGUCCAUCGUCUGGCAAUUCUUCUGGGCUUGGAUGGUAGCCCCUGUCAUUCUUUGGAAAUCUCGUGACAUCAAGGACACCCAGGGAUGGCGUUUACAAACCCUUGCCUGCUGCAUCGCUAGCCUGCCUGCUACCCCAAUGUGGCUGGUUGCAGUCUACGUUCCGGCAAUGGAGCCCGUGAACCAAUACUUUAUUCCUCCUCAAUGGAUCUGUCUCUCCAUCAACUUUAUCGAAAUCUUCACAAUCUUCCUCCCCUGCUGGCAGGUGGUCAUGCACAAAUCCCUACGCAAGGAGACGCUCGAAUCAAUCGCCAGCUGGGAGGCCAAACGGCGCGAGAACCCCGAGCCCAGGAUGUCCUUUGUCACCGACUCGACAAAGAUCGGCUCCGCGACCGGCGCCAGCUGGAAGUUUCUCGCCGACGUCGAAAAGGCCACCGGCCAGUCCGAGAGCGUCUUCACCAUGGGCGCGCUCGACUACGUGCUGGAGAAGAACCCAGAGCCCCUCCGCAAGUUCUCGGCCCUUCGCGACUUUUCCGGAGAGAACAUUGCCUUUUUGUCGGCCGUCGGCGAUUGGAAGUCGGCAGACUGCAGCCGGCGCACACCCGCGGGAUCGAACGCCUCGGGCACCCCGGGGUCCGAAAAGGAGGACGUCGAGGACAAGGAGGCCGAGAUGGGCCGCAGGCGCUUCAACCGCGCGCUGCAAAUCUACGCAGAGUUCAUCAGCCCGCGCCACGCCGAGUUCCAGGUCAACAUUGCCUCGCACGACCUCCGCCAGCUCGAGGACAUCUUUGAGGACGCGGCGAGGAUCCUCUACGGGGAUGGGCACCUUGAGAAUCCUGCCGUGCCGUUUGAGACGCCCGACUGGUCCGGGAAUGGAGGCUCGUCCGCCGGGUCCGGGUCAGGUGACGAGCUUGCCCCUGCCGAGUCGGAAGACCGCGGGCGUGCUCAGUACUUUGGGGAGAUACCGGAGCAGUUCUCGCCGGGAGUUUUCGACGCGGCCGAGAUCAGCAUCAAGUAUCUCGUCCUGACCAACACUUGGCCAAAGUUUGUCAAGGAGGGGAGGGCCUCGAUAUCGGAGCAGUCCUUGAACUCGGCCGAGACGGAUGAUUCUCGGUCGCCGCUCUCUAGGAUAUCCGUGUACCUGAGGAACAUGAGGUACUAG
Messenger RNA from Pyricularia oryzae 70-15, 1800 nucleotides. RefSeq lists its product as uncharacterized. The record is from RefSeq and is a predicted model, not a curated record. Lineage: Eukaryota; Fungi; Ascomycota; Sordariomycetes; Magnaporthales; Pyriculariaceae. The coding region runs from base 1 to 1800 and encodes 599 amino acids. The transcript has 4 exons.